UAUAUUGAUAUAUAUCGCAUUUAAUAAAAACGAUCAGGAUUUUUCUGUUAAAGACUACGAGUUUAAUAUGGGAUUCUUUCGGAUAAUUACCUUUGCUAUUGCAAUGAUAGUUUCUACAAUGGAUGGCUCAAUAGGAGAAACUCCGCCAAUUUAUGAUGACGAGUUGCAAAUAGACGAUGACACCAAUGAGAAGAGCGUUGAAGCCGUUGAUCAUUUCCUGGUCUGUCCGCCUCGUGAUGUUGCGAGAGGCGAAGGUCGAUUUGUCGUCGCAAUAAAAGGCAAUAACACGUUCUGCGAAGGCUCAAUUAUUGACAGCAAUUGGGUUUUAACCUCUGCUCGUUGUUUGUCCUCACUCGUUGACUCUAAUUUUCAAGUUAUUGCUGGCGUGCGCUCCCUUGUCCGUCCGUUCGAGCAGCAUACAUCUCAAAUCCGUGAGAUCACUAAUCAUAAUUAUGUAAAUAUUCACGAGGGUUAUACACACGACAACCCAAAUUCAGAAGAAAGUGAUAAGGAACAAAAUAUUGAUCCCCAUAAUAUUGGUCUUAUUUAUGUGAAGAGUCCGUUCGAUUAUGAUAGUGCUGUACAACCUAUACCUUUGCCGUUAAAGGAAUGCCUCGACGACGGCCGUGGCAAGAUGUAUGGAUGGCAACUACACAAAUCAUUGAAGUUGCAAACUCUUGAUCUGCAAAUAAUUGACAGCGAUAAGUGCAAAGUCCCUUGGGGUGACGAUUCUGAUAUAGAUUCCCAUCAUAUUUGCACUCAAAUAACAGGGCCGUGCACUUCUGGCCCUGGUAGCGACGAAAUGAUGAUGGAGGGACCAAUGGAUGAGAACAGUAAUAUUACGUCGUAUUAUAUCGAUCCUACUUGUGGUGGUAACGAUGGUAGUGCAGCCGUGCUUGUCACACCAAAUGUUGGUGAAGUGUUAGUCGGUAUUCUAAAUUACGCUGAUAUCGAUUGCGGUGAAUCGACUCGGCCAAUUGUUUACACGUCAACGUUUGCUUACAUGGACUGGAUUGAAAAAGAAAUUAAAAAGUUUUCUGAAAAAAGUAAAGCCACUGCUAAGAAAAGACGACCACUCACAUAAUUAAGUUAAUAAUCUUUAAACUCAAGUCUUAUCUCGUAAUCGUAAUAUUUAAUAUUUACCGUACGCCUUCAUUUAUAAUUUUUUUGCA
Molecule: messenger RNA, 1172 nt
Organism: Glossina fuscipes
Lineage: Eukaryota; Metazoa; Arthropoda; Insecta; Diptera; Glossinidae
Product: lectizyme-like
Exons: 1
Coding region: 68-1084 (338 amino acids)
Biological process (GO): proteolysis
Molecular function (GO): serine-type endopeptidase activity
Source: RefSeq, a predicted model, not a curated record